Molecule: messenger RNA, 1517 nt
Organism: Cryptococcus deneoformans JEC21
Lineage: Eukaryota; Fungi; Basidiomycota; Tremellomycetes; Tremellales; Cryptococcaceae
Exons: 3
Coding region: 96-1397 (433 amino acids)
Cellular component (GO): membrane
Source: RefSeq, a predicted model, not a curated record
GUUCGAAGUCUGAUUUCCUUUGUUCGACGAUUCGCCUAUACGUUGAUCUGUCCAAGAAAUAACAAGCCAGUGCCAAAUAGUCCCGAAAACUGGCCAUGACGGUUUCCCCCCUGCCAUUCAUCAUACUGGGUGGGAUUGUCAUCGCUUCAGCAGCUCAAACCGAAUUCGCGCACUAUGUCGCGGCCGAGCUACAUUACGAUCAGCCAUAUUUCUCCUUCUACCUCACACAUUCGACUUUCUCAUUCAUCUUCCCGAUACAUCUUUUAUAUCUUUCUCUCACUGGAUCGGUCCCUGUAAUCGCGUAUCUCUCAUCAUUACGCCAUGUUCUUACUGAGCAACUCGAACUCGCUAGUCCAAUACCGACCACAUCAGCGGGCUACAUAGCUUCUUGGUCCACGAUCUUUCCCAGAUGGUGUCGCAAAGUGAUACUUCUUACGAUUUUGGUCACUGUACCCGCAAUAUCAUGGUUUAUUGCCAUGCAAUAUUCGACGCCAGUAGACAUUACCAGCAUCUAUGCGACAAGUAGUUUUGCGGCUUAUGGGUUCAGUUUGCUCCUACUCAAAGAGCCCUUAAACAAGGUGACAGUGUGGAGUAUCAUUCUAGCAUUCAUGGGAGUUCUAGUCAUCAGCAUAGACGGAAUGGGUGAGGGUGGAGAGGAGGCGGGAAAGAGGGCUCUUGGAGACAGCAUAAUGUUGUUCGGUGCUCUUGCCCUUGGACUCUAUGAAGUGAUCUACAAGUUGGCACUUCCGGAAGGCCAUGGAGGAGUUUCACCAACACCAUCAGAUGACGAUUAUUCCCCGCUACCCUCAUCUAACGCUGCCCAAGUUGCCUCUUCACCGAGCGCUUUCUACCACCGUCAUCAUCGCACAUCAUCCACGCCCGAUAUUCCUCUGGAAUCAUCUUCCCCUGUAGUGGAAGAAUUGCCUCUUCGUCGACAUACGUCUAUUUCUCAACUCAUCAUACCGAAGUCGGGAUCGACUCGACGAAUACACGACCAAGAACCACCCGUACCCUUGCCUCCAGCACUGCAUGCGAACUUUCUCACAAGCUGUAUCGGUAUAGCAACAUUGCUUCUGCUCUGGCCCCCUAUCAUAUGGCUGGACUGGAUGGGAUAUGAAGUAUUCAAGUGGCCUGGAGCAGGCGGCGAAGCUGUGGGGAAAACCUGGUUAUGCCUGGAAGUGGUGGCAUGGGGAGGCUCACUAUACAAUGCCGGUCUCAUGGUCCUAAUAGGUAUAUGGGGUCCUACAACCUCCUCAGUCGCAAAUCUGCUGGCUAUAGGCCUCGUUGCCAUAGUCGACGCAUUGUGGAUAGGCUCACUUCCGGACCUGCAGACAUUUGUGGGCGUGGGAAUGAUUUGCGCUGGCUUUGGUGUCCUGUUAUGGCAAGGCGAAGGAUAGAUUGUACAUGCUUGUCGUCUGCUAUAGUCUUCUUGUGUCUAGAUUGCCUGCAUGCUGUAUUUGUAAGGUUAAGCGUCUGUAGCAUCAAACAAUACCUAUGUCAUUACUGCAAUCAUGAGA